AUGAGCCCGCUACUCAAACCGUCGGUCCGCGACACUCAACACGAUGCCAUAGAUGGACACGACACCAUAGGCGACCACGCCAAACAAUCAAAAGAUGAUCGAACUAGGAAGGAAAAUAUAUACAGGCUUAAGAAGAUGCUUGUCUUGGCCAAGGAAGAAAAGAGAGCUCUAGAGCAUAGUUUGGAAGAGGCAAAGAUAACGAUCGAGUUGCUUCAAGUGGCAAAGGGCAAACAAGACGAGUCCAAGAAGAUACGCAAAUCACUGAAAAAAGAACGGCUUGGGGCAGAAUGGGCAGAACUCGACUUAAAAACUCAGAAGCUAAACGAGGACAGAAACCUCUUCCUCAAGGAAAAGAAGGCCUUUGAAGAGGCGUCUAAGGUCAGCAACCAGGAAGCAUCACACAGUGAUGCAGCAUCACCCCAAAUCGGAGAGAUCGUCGAGGUUGCGGUCACGACGAAACAUAGCGACAAUGCGCGGCCGAUCAGCGAAGAAAUACGAAUGGCUGACAGGAACGAAACGGAAUGUGUGGAGCGCCGUGAGAGGAGCACCGCUCCUUCGUCGUCGCUCACAAGCCAUUCUGCCGCGGACACUGCCUUUCCCGACCGGACACAAGCAGCGCUUAUUAAGAAGGCACAUAUCAUCAUCGACAUGGUCUGCGGGGCAGACGGGCGGCAACCAGCUCUCCCUGUCGGUGUCACAAUGAGCGUUGUAGCAUCAUUGUACAUGGAAGGAACGAAAAAAGAGCGAAACAAAUGGCUUGAAGCGAAUGGACUGACGAGAGCCUACAUGCUCACAACAGCGCCAGCUGGUUACGUCGACUAG
Cordyceps militaris CM01 is the source of this 822-nucleotide messenger RNA. RefSeq lists its product as uncharacterized. The coding region runs from base 1 to 822 and encodes 273 amino acids. The record is from RefSeq and is a predicted model, not a curated record. NCBI's taxonomy places the organism in Eukaryota, Fungi, Ascomycota, Sordariomycetes, Hypocreales, Cordycipitaceae. The transcript has 3 exons.